This is a messenger RNA of Alosa sapidissima (American shad), 1227 nucleotides long. It is a transcript of the gene snapc5, whose product is annotated as small nuclear RNA activating complex, polypeptide 5. NCBI's taxonomy places the organism in Eukaryota, Metazoa, Chordata, Actinopteri, Clupeiformes, Clupeidae. The transcript has 4 exons. Gene Ontology annotation, cellular component: nucleus. Bases 194 to 577 code for a protein of 127 amino acids. The record is from RefSeq and is a predicted model, not a curated record. Gene Ontology annotation, biological process: transcription by RNA polymerase II; transcription initiation at RNA polymerase III promoter.
UGGUUGCGCCUAACUUACGUUUCACUCGUGACGUCUAUGCUGCUACCUCCUGUGAAAGUGUGUUGUUUGUACUGCAAGAGUGAUGCGAUCUCUAAAUCUGCCCUUAUUUAUAACAGUGCAGCUUCGCCAGUCUGUUCACUUUAAGACGUAGUGUACACUUUGUUCACGAAUGCGGUAGGGCCCUCCCGAGACCAUGCUUAGCCGUCUGCAGGAGCUGAAGAAGGAAGAGGAGACUCUUCUGAAAAUCAAGGGGAUGUUGCAAGAUCAGCUCAACAGACUCAAGUUUGAAGAAGGAGCACUGAGAUCUCUGAUCAACGCCCAGAAUGCAGAGUGCACAGAGGAGACAGUCUCAGCCCAGGUGGAAAUUAAUCCAGAUGACGAGGAAGAAAUCAACCAGACAGAACUAGUCCUUGGAGCCCCAAUAGAUCAGAACAUGGAGGAAGAGGAGGAAGAGGAUGAGGAGGACGAAAAUGAAGAUGAUGACGAAGAUGAGGACGAGGAUGGUAACAACGAACUUCAGAUGAUGCUGGGAGUAGGAGUGGAGGAGGAUUACGAGGACGAUGAGGACUGUUACUGAGCUGCUCCUGCAAACCUGGAUGUGAUGUGAUGUGAUGCACCCCUCGUCUCCAUGGUGACGUUUAUGCUGUAGGAUGUAAUCAGUCUGUAAUGAGAGUAGCUCGUGAGCUCAUUGCUAGGAAUCACUGUCCUCACAUUGUAACUCAAGCCAAGGCUUUCUAAUAUCAUUGGAGUACAUGGAAAGUAUUGUGGACUUUGGACAGUUUCAUGUGCUAUUUAGCCGUCAACGUAAAAAAUUAAAGUCCUUUUGGUAUAGAAUUGCAUUCAGCCUGAAUGUAAGAUGUAAGCUACCUUUAUUCAGUGCUUCUGUUCUGACUGGUUUGUAAAUAUUGGGACUUUUUGAGAGCACGCUUAGGUUCAAAAGGUCUUAGUAAACUAAACACAGCAGCUGGUGUAUAUAUUAAACAAGUUGUGAAAAAACAUGUUGUUUUUCUGAGCCACUAAGAGAUCAUCACUGCUACCUUUGCCUUGAAAUGACUAUAGGUAUGAUGGUUUGGAUAUCAUAAAGUAACUGAGCACAAAAGAGAAGACAUGGAAUUAUUUUGAUGUUUACAUUCUUUUGAAACCACAUUGUCACUUUAGAGAUUGUACAUUUUGUUAAUGUGACGGUAAAGAAACAGAAUAUGUUCAAUAAAUGCGCUUUUGAUAUUA